Molecule: messenger RNA, 3551 nt
Organism: Lampris incognitus (smalleye Pacific opah)
Lineage: Eukaryota; Metazoa; Chordata; Actinopteri; Lampriformes; Lampridae
Gene: lyl1
Product: LYL1 basic helix-loop-helix family member
Exons: 3
Coding region: 1390-2682 (430 amino acids)
Biological process (GO): regulation of transcription by RNA polymerase II
Molecular function (GO): protein dimerization activity; DNA-binding transcription factor activity, RNA polymerase II-specific; RNA polymerase II cis-regulatory region sequence-specific DNA binding
Source: RefSeq, a predicted model, not a curated record
AUGUGUGUGUGUGUGUGUGUAUGUGUGUGUGUAUCCGAGAGAGCAAAAAUAAAAAAGGAUUAUAAACUAACGUGAAUGUAAACUGUACACUAUUGCAAAACAAGGAACUCUCCACAAUAAAUACACAACUACUGGGAAAGGGGAAAACGGGAAGAAUUGCUGUUACAAAACCAUUUAGUUUACAGAUUUGACUAAAAACCACAAUUGUCUGUCCUCUCAUGCCAAAUAUACAUAAUGAACAUAAUGUCAGCGAGAUACAAAACCAAUGACAAAGUCUGAUUUGGUUGGUGAUAGUUGUAAAAAAAAAAAAAUAUAUAUAUAUAUAUACAUACACACAUAUAUGUACAUAAUAUGUGUUAUGAUAAUAUAUAUACAUAUAUGUAUAUAAUAUAUAUUAUGAUAAUAAAGUAUUAUAUAUAUUACAAUAUAAAUGCUCAACUGAAAAACAGCCGAGAAAACCAUUGCAUUUCAGCAUGUUAUUUAUCAUAUGAACCUCUUUGGUCGUGUUUGUGGGGUAAUUUUGUCAAGCCUGAGAUUGAGGUCCUUAUAUUUCCUCAUCUUAUCGUAUUGUCUUUCACCAUCCUUGGCUAAUAAUACAUCAUAUCCAUUCGGGCCUAUUAUCUGUCUCUUUUCCACAACAGAGUGUUCGACAUCAAUCCUUUGUUUACCUCUCUGGGACAUUUUGAAUACUUAGCAGGAUUCUGACUCAUAUCCUAAAAACACGGACGGACAUUAGGCAGACUACAUCCAUUCAAAUCCCAGCUUCUACUGCCCAGAAUGCACGCGGAGACUAACAGAGGGCAUUCACCACAAAGCGGACCGGGAGAACUUCCCCAACCUUUGCACUCCGCCCCAGAGGUCGUGUCACAGAGUUAACGCAGCGUUUACUCGCACCCCCACGCAGAGAGACAAACUCACGACACCUGACGGACCCCCAGGCGACAGGUGAUAAUGGUGGACCAGACUCAGCCGCAGAGUGUCAGUAGGCACCAGCAAUAAACACAUUACUCGAGACAGACUGAUGUAAACAGACCCCUCAGACUCGGGACCCUUGGACCGCUGAGAGGGGUGAUGGAUGCUGUGUGGACCAGCAAGAGAACACACGCAAAGUUUUAACUGAGGUAACGCAGCAGAAUCACACAUAUCCUGUGGGACGCCGACACCGUGGCAAAGGAAAUAGAGGAGGAGCACAGGUGACUGAAUGAAAGACCCACACACAGUAAAUACAGACGGGGUUUGCAAGGGUACAUGAAUACGUCACUCUCUCCAACACACACACACAUACAUACAGGUGGAGUACAAACACUGACAUAGACACUGACCAGUACAGACACUGGCUAAACGUCGAAGAGCAGCAUAGAGGAAGAGAGGCUCGGUACUGGCGAUACCAUGAUGGAGAAGUUGAACCCCACUGGUCUGCCUGACUCACCCUCUGACCCGCCUCGUCCAUCCUCUUCCUCUUCCUCCGCCUCCACAGAGAGGCAAAAUCCCUUCCAGGACCGGCCUUUAGCUUCCCCGGACUGUCUGAGCAGUCCACAUCCGGCUAACCUCAAAGAGCUCAAGGGAGAAACCAAGGUCUCACUUCAGACCCCCGUCACCACCAUCACAGCAAUACCUAGUGACCGUGCAGAUGUCACGCCUGAUGACAUCGAGAUGGAGGAGGGAGAGCAAGGAGGGCCAUCCGCCGCUGAUGCUGAUUGCUCACCGAUGCUCUCCUCUCCGCCUCCUCUUCUGCCUGCGCCAACCACGGUCCCCCCUCCUGUCUCCACCGCUCCUCUCCCUUUGUUCUCUUCAUCCUCUACCUCUUCUAUGGCUCCGCAAAUCCCUCCACACAUCCCUGUCAUCAGCCUCGGUCACAGUAAACCCCCUCUGCCCCUUCCCAACACUCCUUUGACUGCUCUGCACCCGAUUCCUACCCGUCUUCACGGGCCCCACGGGGACCCCCGCCUCACCCAAGUCAACUCCCUGCCAGCAGCUGGCCCCGGAGGCCCUUCAGCUCCCUCCACGGGACCCCUGACGUCCCAUCAGUACCUGCCUCCACACCCCUUCUUCACCAGUUCUUACCUCGGGCCCUCUACCAACUACGGGAUCUUUGCCAACAGCCGGAUCAAGAGACGACCCUCCUCACACUUUGAAAUGGAGCUCAACGAUUGCCCUCCUCAGAAGCUAGCUCGGCGCGUCUUCACCAACAGCCGUGAGCGAUGGCGACAGCAGAAUGUAAACGGGGCUUUCUUGGAGCUCAGAAAGCUCAUCCCCACACACCCGCCGGACAAGAAGCUCAGCAAGAACGAGGUCCUCCGCCUGGCCAUGAAAUACAUCAACUUCCUGGUCACGCUCCUCAAAGACCAAUCCCAGGACAAGACAAGGACUUCCUGUGAGGACGAGGCCAAGAGGGAGAGCACCAAGGACGGCUUGGACGGCAAUGAUCUGAACCCCCUUUUCCAUUGUAACACUCCACCUCCUUCCCACCGGCCCCCGCCUGCCUCGGCCCGGCCUCUCAGAGACUCAACCGAAUCGGUCACUAGCCUGGCCAAUUCCCCGGCCACCUCCAGUUGCUAUGGCGACACAGACAGUGAGGAGAGCUUCGGGGCAAAAGCCUCACUGGUGAUGACGACCCACGGGAUUCUGGGAAAGGUCAAAGGGCAGAUAAGGAUGGUGGCAGCUACUAAUGAUGAGCGAUGACAUCAUCGCUGGACGUUACACAAAGAGGUGUGCCAACUGUCGGAGGUUAAAUGUCAAACUGACAACAGAGGAACGUGACUCACAACUGUGGUGAGAUGUUAAAGACAUAGAAGCUGGUGUGGUUCUCUCUCCUGCAGUCCAUGGCAGUGCUGCGGGCUCAGCCAUUAAGAUGUGUGAAUAAGUGUGAAGAAGAGAUGACUUUUGCAUCUUGUGAAAUUUUGUGGUUUUAACUGCCAUUUGCCCCUUUUCAAGUGACAUAAGUGUGACGUGUGUUAAGUGUGGUUCUCUGUGGGGUUGUUUUGUAGGAUCACAGUGUAAAUCCGAGCAGCGUGGUGAGACAGUGAUUGUGAAUACAGAGGUGUGCGUGCCAUGAAAAGCGAGGCUGUCUAGAACAUGGUGAAUAUGUAAUGAUAGUGAAACACCCAGAACAGGUUCUUGCAGACUAGAUUAGCACAAUAUCUCAAGGUUUGCCUCAGAUUUACCUCAGCAACAAAGUCACAGAUUUUUUAACAUACAUCUAACCUUCUAAUUACUGCCUAAACAGGAAACACACACAUGAAAAACUAUUUUUCCCUCUCUAGAAAAUUGUAAAAGAGGUUACAACUGUGCUAUAAAGGGUUAAAUCCCCAUCUUAAACUCCUGUCUAGCUCCAGUAAUCAGUAUGUUGUUAACAGUCUCGCUGCCCUGAAGUGAAAUAACACCGUGUACUGGCCUGUGUUCAUUAAACCCAUGUGGCAGUUUUUGAUGCUCCUAUUGUUCUGGUAUUUCUUGUUAGACACGCGGGGGUGAAGAUCCCGCCCUGGUUUCAGCGGACAUUGUGACACACUCGUACCAGACAAAAAUAAAACAUGUUUUAGUUUGCUGUUCCU